This is a messenger RNA of Pestalotiopsis fici W106-1, 1749 nucleotides long. RefSeq lists its product as uncharacterized. The transcript has a single exon. The record is from RefSeq and is a predicted model, not a curated record. Gene Ontology annotation, molecular function: ATP binding; nucleic acid binding. The coding region runs from base 1 to 1749 and encodes 582 amino acids. Gene Ontology annotation, cellular component: mitochondrion. Lineage: Eukaryota; Fungi; Ascomycota; Sordariomycetes; Amphisphaeriales; Sporocadaceae.
AUGCAGGAUUCGGGAAGGGGACGAGGCAGGCCUAACCGCCGCCGUGGCGGCGGUAGGCCCGCUGGCGCUGGAGCUGGCAGCAACAGGCCGAGAUUUCAAGCCAGCAAUCAGGAGAAUGAUCAAGUCCCAGGAUCUCAGAGACCCUUUGCAACUAUAGCUCAGCCGGCCUUGACCAUCUCUGUCCCAGCUGAUACGCCCAAGUUUGCCGAUCUGGCCCAGGAGAAGCUCAUCGACCCCGUCCUCUUGCAGACGAUUACGGAGGAUAUGAAGUUUGAUCACAUGACUCCUGUCCAAGCCGCCACCAUACAUGACUUGCUUAAGGAGCGUAGCGACAUGCUGGCCCAGGCCAAGACGGGAACUGGCAAGACCAUGGCUUUCCUGCUUCCCGCCAUUCAGACUCUGAUCAACAAGAACAAGAAGCCGGGAAUGACGAUUUCCGCCUUGAUCAUCUCUCCCACCCGUGAGCUGGCUAUGCAAAUUGCCAACGAGGCCACCACACUGCUGCAGCGUCGUCCAGAGUACAAGGUGUGCAUUGCCAUUGGCGGCACCAAUAAAAACAGCGAGGCCUCCCGCAUCUCCAAGGGAUGCGACAUUCUCAUUGGCACGCCUGGUCGCAUCCUAGACCACAUCCAGCCUGAUGAGGGUGACUACAGCAUGGUCCUCGAGAGACUGCAACACCUGGAUACUCUGGUACUGGACGAAGCAGAUAGAAUGCUCGACAUUGGCUUCCUCCCUGACCUCAAGAAGAUUAUCGGUUUCCUUCCCGACAAGGAGUCGAGCCAAAGACAAGGAAUGCUGUUUUCUGCAACCAUUGCGGAUCAUGUGCAGAAGGUUGCCCACCUUGCUCUGUCCAAGGACUACAAGUUCAUCUCGACCAUUCCCAAGGGCGAAGCCGGCACUCACGAGCGUGUUCCUCAGCGACUCGUUGUUGUUCCCACGUUUUCUGACCUUACCGCCGCACUCGUCGGUGCUCUCCGCCAAGAGGUUGAUCAGGUUGGCCCAGACAGUUUCAAGGCCAUUGUUUUCGCCCCGACUGCUGCUCUUGUCGAUUUCUACGCAGAUGUCCUGGCCAAGAUCCCCAAGUUGCCUUCGAUCAUAGCUCUUCAUUCGCGCAUGACACAGUCCAAGCGAACCAGAACGACGGAUGAGUUCCGUAAUGCUUCAAAUGGUAUUCUUUUUGCCACGGAUGUUAUUGCCAGAGGCAUGGAUUUCCCCUCUGUGACCAACGUCUUCCAGGUCGGCAUCCCCGCCGACCGAGAGUCAUAUAUCCAUCGUCUCGGCCGUACUGCUCGUGCUGGAGCAGAGGGCCGUGGUACUUUCAUCGUCGCAGAGGCAGAGAGGUACUUUCCCGAGCAUAAGCUCAAGGACAUCUCCUUUGAGAAUGUUCAGGCGGAUCUCAGCGCCAAGGAGUUGGUGGCCCAGAUUGCAGUGAGCCUGGAGCCCGAGGUUCAGACCAAGGCAUACCAGUCCUGGCUGGGUUAUUACAAGGGUCCUCUGAAACAAUUGCGCUGGACGCCAGAGCAACUGGUCAAGGAGGCCAAUAAUCUUGCACUUGAGGGCCUGGGCGCACCGGAAGUCCCGUCACUGUACAGGACCACGGUUGGCAAGAUGGGAUUGAAGGGCAUCAAGGGACUGACGGUAGUCCCCGACCCGCCCAGAGAGGCUCGUGGAGGUGGAGGCCGGGGCCGGGGCAAGGCUGCCUCGGAAGCACCCAACAACGCAUCGGGUGCGAAGCGCCAGAAGCGAUAG